Molecule: messenger RNA, 1477 nt
Organism: Nannospalax galili (Upper Galilee mountains blind mole rat)
Lineage: Eukaryota; Metazoa; Chordata; Mammalia; Rodentia; Spalacidae
Gene: Ino80e
Product: INO80 complex subunit E
Exons: 7
Coding region: 152-898 (248 amino acids)
Biological process (GO): chromatin remodeling
Cellular component (GO): nucleus; Ino80 complex
Source: RefSeq, a predicted model, not a curated record
GUGAGUGCGGUCCCUGCGCGCGGAGUACGCUGGAAGUUGUAGUCCGCUUGGGUCAAGCUGUGCAGAAUCUCCGGAAGUGAAGGCGCGAGGCCUGGUUGAGUUGGCACUGGGUAGCGGGACUCGACUCUGGAGUGCUGCUCGGGGCCAGGUCAUGAACGGACCGGCGGAGGGCGAAGUGGACUACAAAAAGAAAUACCGGAAUCUGAAGCGGAAGCUCAAGUUCCUCAUUUACGAACACGAGUGCUUCCAAGAGGAGCUCAGGAAGGCGCAGAGGAAAUUGCUGAAGGUUUCCAGGGACAAGAGUUUCCUUCUAGAUCGACUUCUACAGUAUGAGAAUGUGGAUGAAGACUCUUCUGGUGAGCAAGACUCAGAUGCCACCGCAUCUUCAGAUAACAGUGAGACAGAAGGGACGCCCAAGUUGCCUGACACACCAGCCCCCAAGAGGAAAAGAAGCCCUCCUCUGGGGGGUGCCCCUUCCCCUUCCAGCCUCUCCCUGCCUCCUUCAACAGGAUUUCCCUUGCAGGCCUCUGGGGCCCCCUCCCCAUACCUGAGCUCGCAGCUGGCUUCUCCCCCUUAUCCCCCAUUCCCUUCUGACUACCUGGCCCUGCAGCUGCCUGAGCCCAGCCCCCUGAGGCCCAAGCUGGAGAAACGGCCCCGCCUACCCCGGAAACUCAAGAUGGCGGUGGGACCCCCUGACUGCCCUGUGGGCGGGCCGCUGACCUUCCCUGCCCGAGGUCCUGGGGCCAGUGUUGGGGCGGCCCUGACCCCCCUACCUCCCCCCAAGAUGCCCCCACACACAAUCCUGAGCACCGUCCCUCAGCAGAUGUUCAGCGAUGCAGGCAGUGGGGAUGAUGCUCUGGACGGUGACGACGACCUGGUGAUCGACAUUCCAGAGUAACUGCCCAGUGCUCCAACCAGUGCCAGCCACUCAAGCCCACUUCCUCAGAGAUGUUUAUUGAUGCCCAGUUGCCAUGCUUCGGCCACUGACACAAUCAGAAAAGGCGUAAACAUGCACAAAUGUCCCCCAGGAAGGUGGCCCCCAGCUCCAUCCAGGGGACAGUUAUUUAAUGAGUGGCCAGAAGUAUUGGCCACCUCUUAGGGAAGCAGAGACCCUGUGGUGGCCACCCCUUCAGAAGGGCAGCUGAACAGGGCUGGGGCUUUUCUAGUGAAGAUUCUGUAUUAAAGGACUGACUUUUUUUUUUUUUUUUUAACUUGUCCUUUUCUCUUUUGGAAACUCCUCUAAAUCUCCCCUAAUCCAACCUCCUCCCUAUGGGGCAGGAGGCCAGGCAGCCUGGAGAGGCCUAGAGAGGAGUAGUGGGGUGGGGCAGGAGUGCUGGCAGGGGACUCCCUGCUCUGCCCUGUGCCUGGGGUGGUUGCAUAUUUGCAGGUAACAGCAAGUCAGGCAGGAGAAAGUUUGCAUAUGUGAAUAUAGAUCUCCACAGUCCCUCACAAGAAGACAGACCCACAGUCACAGAAA